AUGCGUCUUGAACUGCCCUCUUCCAAUGGACCAGCGCCGGGGAGCGACUCCAAGACGGCCUCGCGUGCCUCAAGGAACCUCCCCUUCGGCCAGGCGCCGUCCCUGUCCUCAGUCGCCGGCCCUACCUAUGUGACUGCCCAGAUCCUCGUCCAGCAGGUCGCCUACGCUCUGUCCGACAAGAUCUUCUCCUACUCUCCAGAGACCUUUGAUCUCGACGUGGCCGCAAAGUCGUGGGCAGAGGCACAAGAGGCGAACAUUAAUGGCUACACCACUGGGGUGCACCAGAUGCAAAUUCGGAAUGGAGCAGGAUCAAUUGCCCUCGGUUACAUGUUCUCCAAGGACUUCGACCUGAAGAAGAGACACAUUCCUCAAGGGCUCCUUGCUCCGACGUCAGCCCUGGAGUUCUUGCGACCUGUAUUGGAUCAGCUGUCCCUGCUGUACUCCGUCAGCAAUCCAUUCGUGGCUCAUGUGGCGGCCCUCGACUACGAGGGCGACAAGAAUGGUGGUCUGGUCUCAGAUUAUGUCUCUGCUUUGUCUGCGGCCGAGGAUCUAGGUCUGGCUUUGGUUGCUAGCCAAUCCGCAUACGAGACGCAACAUAUGUCGCUGCUUGCCACUCUGCUGGCUCAAGACCUACCCACACUCCACGUGUAUGAUGGUCUGAGAAUUGGGAGAGAAACCACCAGGGUCAUUGACAUCCUGGACAAAUCUGGUUUGGGCAGUGCAUACACCUCCAUCCUGGCCUCAAUCUCGGAUGAGGAUAGAAAGCAUUUGAACGCCGAGGGGAAAGCAUUGAAGACUCUCCGAGCUCUUAACGACGAGCUUGGAACGGACUACAAGCCAUUUGAGUAUUUUGGCCAUGAAAACCCCGAGGUCGUCCUGGUUACAUUCGGCUCGGUCGAGUCUUCGCUAGCCGCACAGGCAGCAUCGGUCCUGGCCCAAACCGGUAGCAGAGUUGGAGCCAUCAAUGUUCGACUGUAUCGACCGUUUGCGGAGGAACAGUUCUUGAAGCUCAUUCCCAGAGGCGUGAGGACGGUCGGUGUCCUCGGUCAGGUCACCGACUCGCAGGCUGUGCAGGAGGCUGGCGUACAUUCCCGACUUUACGAGGAUGUGCUUGCGGCUGUCUCCUACGGAGUGGGACUCCAUGACCGUCCAGAAGUGCAAGAGCUGAAAUAUGCCCGGGCUGAACGAUGGACACCCGCGUCCAUCGCAUCGCUCUUCCAGAUGCUUCUAGGUAAGGCUGCGGACAACCAAGGUAUCACUACAUUCUUGGACAACUCUGUGCAACGUUACACUUUCUGGAAUAUCGACGACGCCGCAGCUGCAUCUGCAGCCAGCUACUUGGCAGAGGCGCUUGCUACUGAGUCGGCCCAGAACGUCACAGUGAACACCACCCACGACAACUCUAUCCAGGGAGGUAUUCACCGAGUCGAUAUCCGAAAAUCUCCCAGAAGCCUUGAUGCAGCAUAUCCCAUUACCUACGCCAACACUGCUGUGGUCACAGAUGUCAAGCUGCUCGAGCACAUCGACGUGGUCCAAUCUGUUCAACAAGGCGGCAGCAUUAUUCUCCUCUUGCCUGGUGUCAAGGACGAAGAUGUGGAGAAGAAACUCCCUGCAGCAUUCAAGAAAUUGAUUGCUGAAAAGGGAAUCAAUCUUUACCUGAUCAACGCUGCCAACACCGCUCUCCCCACCGAAAACCCCGAACUUGAAUCGCUGAUAGUCGAGGCCGCCUUUGUCCGGGUUGCAUUGCGAAACUCCGAGGAGACUGGUCUACAGAAGCUCGCAACUAUCCACAGUGAUCUCGAGACCCUUAAACAGGUGGCAGCUGACCUCGAGAAGACUCUACGCCAAGUUGAGGUCCCCAAGGAGUGGGCAGAGGUGGAGGAAGAGGAAAAAGCCGCAUUGCCCACCAACAUCUCUCCAAACAGCCUGACGUCCUUUGACAAGGCAGAGGAAGAGCCACCAUCCCUCCUCCGCAGUUGGCAAAAGGCAGCCAAAGGCCUCCUUUUCAAGGAAGCUUACAAUGCUUCGAACGUCCUCCGUCCUGACCUGCCUGUGAAGACUUUCACAGUCCACGUCAAAGAGAACCGUCGCCUGACUCCCUUGACCUACGACCGCAACAUCUUCCACAUCGAGUUCGACCUCGGCAGCUCCGGCCUCAAGUACGACAUUGGCGAGGCCCUUGGUAUUCACGCCGAGAAUGACCAUGACCAGGUCAUGGAGUUCAUCAAGUGGUACGGGCUCAACGCCGAGGACGUCGUGGAGGUUGCGUCGCGUGAUGAUCCGAGUAUCUUUGAGAAUCGCACGAUCUACCAAGCGCUGAUGCAAAAUGUGGACAUCUUCGGCCGUCCACCGAAGAAGUUCUACGAGGCGCUGGCAGAAUUUGCCGACGACGAGAAUGAGAAGAAGAACCUGUUGACAUUGGCCGGACCAGAGGGCUUCAAGGAGUUCCAGAGGAGGGCCGAAGUUGACACCGUCACGUUCGCAGAUGUCCUGCUCGAGUUCCCCUCUGCGCAUCCGUCGUUCCACGACAUCGCGCGGAUCGUCUCGCCGAUGAAGCGACGCGAAUACUCGAUCGCCUCCUGCCAGGCCGUCACUCCGACCUCGGUUGCCCUCAUGGUCGUCGUGGUGAACUGGGUCGACCCCAAGGGCCGCGACCGCUUCGGCCAAGCCACCAAGUACCUGUCGAGUCUCAAGGUCGGGGCCCCCGUGACCGUCAGCGUCAAGCCGUCCGUCAUGAAGCUGCCGCCCAAGUCGACCCAGCCGAUCAUCAUGGCGGGUCUGGGCACGGGUCUCGCGCCGUUCCGGGCCUUUGUGCAACACCGCGCGAUGGAGAAGGCGCAGGGCAAAGAAAUCGGUUCCGUCCUGCUGUACAUGGGCUCGCGCCACCAGCGCGAAGAGUACUGCUACGGCGAAGAGUGGGAAGCGUACCAGGCCGCGGGAGUCAUCACGCUGCUCGGCCGGGCUUUCAGCCGCGACCAGCCCCACAAGAUCUACAUCCAGGACCGCAUGCGCGAGACCCUCGACGACAUCGUCAAGGCCUACAUCAAGGAAGACGGCGCCUUUUACCUGUGCGGCCCGACAUGGCCCGUCCCCGACGUCACCAACGUGCUCGAGGAAGCCAUCGCCAAGGACGCAAAGGCGAGCGGAGUCGCCAAGAAGGUCGACACGACCCGCGAGAUCAUGAAGUUGAAGGACGAAGGGCGAUACGUGCUCGAGGUGUACUAA
Messenger RNA from Fonsecaea nubica, 3225 nucleotides. RefSeq lists its product as hypothetical. Lineage: Eukaryota; Fungi; Ascomycota; Eurotiomycetes; Chaetothyriales; Herpotrichiellaceae. The record is from RefSeq and is a predicted model, not a curated record. The transcript has a single exon. Gene Ontology annotation, cellular component: cytosol. Bases 1 to 3225 code for a protein of 1074 amino acids. Gene Ontology annotation, molecular function: oxidoreductase activity, acting on the aldehyde or oxo group of donors; sulfite reductase (NADPH) activity; FMN binding.